GUUUCAGCCGACAAGAAAGCAGCAGCCGAAUUCAAGUCACGCCUCAUCUCACCACCACGAAGUCGAUCAGUGACUGUUGAACCGAAGCCACCGCCCGGACAUGACGGCCACGAGGAUAGCAGAUCACCGGACGAGAUUGCAGUUGAUAGUGCGCUAGAGGAAGGUUUGAGAGAGCUCCGAGAACAUAACGUUCGAGGUACUGACAGCACAGUUGGAAGUCCGAAUCAAAGUUCCGUGGAAGGACACGAGAGUCCAUCGGCGCAAGAAGUGCCUGCCGAAGUAACGUUGCCCCCGUCACCGGUUGAGAAAUGCUCUAGAGAACUUGAGUUGCAAUUCGAAAAAUAUUUUGCACGGAAGGCGAACGGUAUGGAUUUGAAUUUAUCGAUCCAGUUGAGACAAGACUUCAAGAAUCCAUCAAUUUAUGAGCGAUUAAUUGAAGCCUUUGAAGUGGACGAAUUAGGAUCGAAUUUCGAUCCAUCCGUGUUCAAUCCGCAUGGUUUCACCGAAGAUUGUUUCUAUGAUAAUAUUUCCGUAAUGCAAAAAGAAGUAAUGGAAAAGUAUAUGGCAAAUGCAGAAAAGAAAUCAGCGGCGAGUGGUGGUGCGAACGCUGCAGUGGAUUCAUCAAAGGGAUCGGAUGUGAAAAGGAAAUCCAGAUUUGAGGGGAACAAGAAGCAUUGA
This is a messenger RNA of Anisakis simplex (herring worm), 678 nucleotides long. Lineage: Eukaryota; Metazoa; Nematoda; Chromadorea; Rhabditida; Anisakidae. The record is from the annotation of a GenBank genome assembly.